AACGUUAUUUGCCAACUGCCAAAAAAAUAACACAGAAGAAGAAGAAGAAGAAGAACGCGGUAGCAAACGCGCCAUUGUUGUAGACUCGCAACGUGAGGGGAACGUUAAGGAGCAGUAAAGUAACAAAGUGCUAGUUUCAUCGCUUUUCUCUCGUCGGUGUGUUGUUGGAGAAAUGGCGUACAGAGGACAAGGACAGAAGGUCCAGAAGGUUAUGGUGCAACCCAUUAACCUCAUUUUCAGAUACCUUCAGAAUCGCUCCAGAAUCCAGGUGUGGCUGUAUGAGCAGGUCAACAUGCGGAUAGAGGGCUGCAUUAUUGGCUUUGAUGAGUACAUGAACCUGGUUCUAGAUGAUGCUGAGGAAGUCCACAUGAAGACCAAGAACAGGAAGCCGCUGGGGAGGAUCAUGUUGAAAGGAGACAACAUUACGCUGCUGCAGAGUGUGUCCAACUAGAGAUGGACGAGAUGCCUACAAUUCUGGACUUUCCUAGAAAUGUUUUUUUUCUUGUUUUAUGGUCUAUGUUUUGUUUAUAUGGCAUGACUUGUAAUUGUUUAUCUCUACCACAUGGUUCCAUUUUGAAAAUAAAGUUUUGUUUUUCCUAA
Messenger RNA from Girardinichthys multiradiatus, 600 nucleotides. It is a transcript of the gene snrpe, whose product is annotated as small nuclear ribonucleoprotein polypeptide E. Gene Ontology annotation, molecular function: RNA binding. The record is from RefSeq and is a predicted model, not a curated record. Gene Ontology annotation, cellular component: U4 snRNP; precatalytic spliceosome; U5 snRNP. The coding region runs from base 173 to 451 and encodes 92 amino acids. NCBI's taxonomy places the organism in Eukaryota, Metazoa, Chordata, Actinopteri, Cyprinodontiformes, Goodeidae. The transcript has 5 exons. Gene Ontology annotation, biological process: mRNA splicing, via spliceosome; spliceosomal snRNP assembly.